Cornus florida is the source of this 524-nucleotide messenger RNA. RefSeq lists its product as uncharacterized. The transcript is spliced from 2 exons. NCBI's taxonomy places the organism in Eukaryota, Viridiplantae, Streptophyta, Magnoliopsida, Cornales, Cornaceae. Bases 2 to 388 code for a protein of 128 amino acids. The record is from RefSeq and is a predicted model, not a curated record.
UAUGAAGUGGUCCAUAGGCCACAUUUCAAUAGGCGAAGAGAAGACAAGAGUGAGGGUUGAAGGAAGGAAGCAAAGCAGAAGAAAGAUGAACACAGACAUCACAGCAUCGGCAAAGCCAGAAUACCCAGUCAUAGAUCGAAACCCUCCCUUCACCAAGACCGUUGCCAACUUCAACACCCUCGAUUACCUACGCCUCCUCACCAUCUCCGGCGUCUCCGUCACCGUCGGCUACCUCUCUGGAAUUAAACCUAAUAUUAGGGGUCCUUCAAUGGUGACUGGGGGUCUGAUCGGUGUGAUGGGCGGUUUCAUGUACGCCUACCAGAAUUCUGCUGGGAGGCUCAUGGGUUUCUUCCCCAAUGAAGGAGAGGUAGCUCGAUACAGGAAAUAGUAGAAUUGUUUCUUCUGUUUUUCCUUAUUUUUGAUUUGGUAGGUAAACUAAAACGAACACCUUUGCUUGAUUUCAUGUUUCUGUAUGAGGCAUUUGGUCAUAUGCUAUUAAUAAUCAGAUUGUUGUUGUUGUUGUU